This is a messenger RNA of Aedes aegypti (yellow fever mosquito), 474 nucleotides long. RefSeq names its product histone H2B. Gene Ontology annotation, molecular function: DNA binding; protein heterodimerization activity; structural constituent of chromatin. Gene Ontology annotation, cellular component: nucleosome. Lineage: Eukaryota; Metazoa; Arthropoda; Insecta; Diptera; Culicidae. The record is from RefSeq and is a predicted model, not a curated record. The coding region runs from base 45 to 419 and encodes 124 amino acids. The transcript has a single exon.
GCUAAAUCAUUAGUUUAUCGCUACAAGUGUAAACCAUCGUGAAAAUGGCACCGAAAACUACUGAAAAAUCUGCGAAGAAGUCUGGCAAGGCACAGAAAAGCAUCGUAAAGGGAGAUAAGAAACAAAGGAAGCAACGCCGCAAGGAAAGCUACGCCAUCUACAUUUACAAGGUGCUGAAACAGGUCCACCCGGACACCGGAGUUUCAUCGAAGGCCAUGAGUAUCAUGAACAGCUUCGUCAACGACAUCUUCGAGCGGAUCGCUUCUGAGGCCUCACGUUUGGCUCAAUACAACAAGCGUUCGACGAUAACCUCUCGUGAAAUUCAGACCGCUGUCCGUCUGUUGUUGCCGGGUGAAUUGGCCAAACACGCCGUUUCGGAAGGUACCAAGGCCGUCACCAAGUACACGAGCUCUAAGUAAAUUCGUUCUCGAAUAUCGAACAAUCUCUGACACAAAACAAACGGCCCUUUUCAGG